Pieris macdunnoughi is the source of this 741-nucleotide messenger RNA. The record is from the annotation of a GenBank genome assembly. Lineage: Eukaryota; Metazoa; Arthropoda; Insecta; Lepidoptera; Pieridae.
AUGGAAUUAAAUUUUUUAACACUUAUAAAACAUGAUGUGAACCACAAUGUGAAACAGUGCUUUAAAUCCAAAAAGAAUUUCAUUAGCAGAAAAGAAGAAGUAAUGGCGAUUAAAAGUAAAUUUCCGACAAAAGUACCGUUAAUCGUAGAAAGAUAUCACAAAGAGCGCAGUUUGCCAACGUUGGACAAAACCAAGUUUUUAGUUCCCGAAGAUAUAACAAUGUCACAAUUCCUAGUUAUUAUACGCAAUAGGAUCAAAAUUAAGCCUAAUCAGGCGCUAUACCUCAUAAUCAACAACCGAUCCAUGCUGAGCAUGAGUCUAACGAUGGCACAGGCGUAUGAGACAUACAGCGAUGAAGACGGUUUUCUCUACAUUACAUACGCUUCCCAAGAAGUUUUUGGAUAUCAGGACGAUAUGACGGGGUCAAACAAAGAGGUUCAAGUCAUUAGAGACAGAUUUCCCAACAAAAUUCCGUUGUACGUGGAAAGAUACGCCAGAGAGAAAGAAGUACCAGUGCUCGGAAGAAACAAAUUCUUAGUGCCACAGGAGCUCACGAUGUCCCAGUUCCUAUACAUCAUCAGGACAAAAAUGAAAUUGAGAGACUCCCAGGCGCUGUACCUAUUAGUCAACGAUAAAGUGCUGGUUAGCCACAGUAUGACCAUGGCGCAGGCUUAUGAACAGUUCCGUGGACCGGAUGGCUUACUGCAUAUCACCUAUGCAGCGCAACAAGUCUUUGGCUGA